Priapulus caudatus is the source of this 1321-nucleotide messenger RNA. RefSeq names its product adenosine receptor A1-like. Gene Ontology annotation, molecular function: G protein-coupled receptor activity. The transcript is spliced from 3 exons. The coding region runs from base 20 to 589 and encodes 189 amino acids. Gene Ontology annotation, cellular component: membrane. The record is from RefSeq and is a predicted model, not a curated record. Gene Ontology annotation, biological process: G protein-coupled receptor signaling pathway. Lineage: Eukaryota; Metazoa; Priapulida; Priapulimorpha; Priapulimorphida; Priapulidae.
GAUUGGUAAUCUACCCAGCAUGGGUUGGAACCUUGGCUAUGUCUCAGACUUCAGAUGUUUCUUCGACUCGCUGAUCGACGUGCGCUUCAUCGCUUACUGCAAUGUCGUCUUUCUCACUCCGUCCUUUGGUUUGAUGCUCAUUCUGUACGGGGCUAUCGUCUACAACGUUUGCCUUGACCAACGAGAUCAGAUAAGACCCGUUGAGAUGCGCACGGAGAGGCACGUUGACAAUGUCACGUGGCAGCGCGAAUUAAAAACAACACAAAUGUUCGCCAUUAUCUCGCUCGUCUUCCUGGUGCUCUGGUAUCCCCUCUUCCUUCUUUACACCAUCGAAGCCUUCAGCACGUCAGUGCGCCUCUCGCAGACUACUGUCAACGUCAUUACUGUGAUGUCGCACUCUACGAGCGCAUUAAACCCGGUCCUGUAUGGACUGACAGACAGUACAUUUCGUGCGUGCUAUACGGAGGCGAUACACAGUCGAUGUGUGUUUCAACACGAAGCGAGGAGACAUGCGAGCGUAACCACGCAGACGGAACAACCGAAUGGUUCCGUCCGAAUGGCGGACGAAGAAGAUUCGAGCGAACUGUAAUAGGAAAGAACGACGCUUAGCGUGCUAUGCACACGACUGGCAGAUAAUAUCGGCAAGUGCAUGUACGGAUACUAAUGUACAGAAGAAGUUGAGCUGGAGUUCUGAUACUGACCUUCCUUCCUAGGUGAUGUUCGAAGUUCAGCAUUUAGCUCAUCACUGCUUUCCAGAAGAGAUUUCCCCCAAAAUGAUUAUCUCUGCGAGCAUGGCGAACCCCCAAUUAAUUAUGGAAUUAGUGUCAAAUGUUCCAUAUACAGUACAUGGUGGAAUCUGAACAUGCACUUAUCGCAAUUUCCAGCUUCUCGUGGUUCGAUUCGUCAUUAUAUGAAUCUCUAUUCCUUUGGCAACACAACGUUGCAUGGGGUUUAAAGGAAGGAGUGAUAACAGUCUUCCUCCGUUAUUAGGGAAACAAACAAAUUGACAAUACGACUUUGUAGCAAUUUGUCUGGUUUCAUCGACAAGUUGAACAUACUGUACGUAAUAACGAUUGAUAGUUGAAUUUCGGCGAAGUAUAUUUCCUAGAUCUAUGGUUGUCAACACCGGUCGUCGCGGCUGCUUCUGUCACUCUACCACAGUAUGUUUUCUCGAGCACUGUUGAUAUGUCUAUGUCUUAUCAGGUUUCUCUGAUCCGUGUAGUAGCCGAAUGUGGUCGUCAGAAUAUAGCUUAUAGUCAGUAAGCUUGUGUUGUGUAAUUCCUUUAUCAGCAUACGAGUGAGCCCCACCUGCUGGCUUACA